This is a messenger RNA of Acyrthosiphon pisum (pea aphid), 2540 nucleotides long. RefSeq names its product ras-like GTP-binding protein Rho1. Gene Ontology annotation, biological process: small GTPase-mediated signal transduction. The transcript has a single exon. NCBI's taxonomy places the organism in Eukaryota, Metazoa, Arthropoda, Insecta, Hemiptera, Aphididae. The record is from RefSeq and is a predicted model, not a curated record. The coding region runs from base 1645 to 2508 and encodes 287 amino acids. Gene Ontology annotation, molecular function: GTP binding; GTPase activity.
CUAUUAUUCUAUUUAAUUUUAUUUGGUUCUGUGAUAAAAUUGUGUAUAUAAGUUAUAACCAACGUCUCGCAUAAAUAUUUAUUAAACUAUUUUUUGUGUUCCUGAACGUGCGCUUGUUGACAAAAUAUUAUAUAGGUAUACCUAUAGAAUAUCUAAUCAUGAUAUAUUAAAGUAUCGAGAAAAUAUUGAGUUAAAGGUUGGUAAUUUAAGUUAUAUUAUGUAGACAACCAGUGGUGGUCAAAUGACAAAUAGUGGAGUGACGAGGGAGGAUAGAUCCUCCUAUGACCAUUUUUCAAUGUGUUAGAUCUAAUAACCAUAAAUUAAUCAAAUAGUGCAUAUUAAAAAAUCAGCCAUACCCCCCCCCCCUUGAAAAAAUCAUUUGACCGUCGUCCACCACUGUGUAGACAACUUGGGAAGUUGUAAAUCCCCGUGAAAUGUGUAAAUGACAAAUACCUACUUACUACGCCUGACUGACCUGAAUCGUAGUUUCAUCUAUAACCGUCUCCACUCUGAAUUAUUUUUAUCGCAUAAAAUAAUUUAUCAUUGAAACAAAUUUUACACUAUUUGUCGGGACAUAAAAAUUUUACGUACUUAUAAUACCUAUGUUAUAAAUUAUAUUAUACCUACGUAAUGAUGUACAAAUAUAUAUAAUUUUUUUUUUUUGAUUUAUGUGAUUUUUUAUUCAAUCUGUUACAAUAUAAGAACAACUGAUGACUAUGUUAUAAAAUAAAAAAAAUAAAAAGGCAGGCCGGACGGAGUGUAGAGGCCUCCCAGCGGAGGUACUACAACAUGAGUAUGACUUUAAUUAUAGUCUAGCAGGUCACGACACCACUGUCUUUCAAGUCUUUUAACUGGGUUACCUGGAAUAGAAGCAGAUGAAAGAUUGGAGAUUAAGGGAUUCUUAUGGUUGGCUAGGCGGCUAUUGAAACGUUUGUAAUGAGUUUUGGCUAGUUCAGAGACAAAUGGUAUUUUAAGAUCAGAGUGGAGGGUGUGGUUAGAGACAUAGAAUGGUUCUUUUAGAAUUGUACAAAUAUUUAAAUUAAUUUUAUUUUUACCUAUUAUAUACUAUUGAAAUCAUUCUCACUGUUCUACGGUAAGGUGGUAUUGACUCAAAAGUUAAUAAUAAUAAUCAUAUAAUAUCAAAGCUCAAAGCCCCCUCAAAAAAUAAUAGUACCUAUACCAUUCUUAAAAGUAUGUACCUAUAAAUUAUAAGUUAAAAAAAAAAUGUGUUGGGGCUUGAGCCCCCCUAAACAUUUUUCCUAUUUUCGCCACUGAUAGUACAAUAUAAUGCAUACAACCAAUAUGUCGUUGUCGUAUAUAAUAUUAUGUCUAUUAUUUUCAUAAAAGCAAAAAAUACUUUUUUUCAAAUUUCAUAUACACCUUUAGUGGGUCUGGUAUAGCGUCGUAGUUGGCCGAAAUAACUAACGUGUGCUGGGGUCAAACAUCUUUCGGGAUCGCUGGCUUCCGGAUGGAUGACCACCCGGCUUCUUGGCGACGAGUCCUUGUCCCACAUACAUAAUACGCGUUUCAACCGUAACCCUCCAUAUACCUAGUCUAUACGCCCAAUGAGCCAUGUUUCUGAUAGUCACAAGAAUAAAUGCACAGACCUAAAAUUUGUUUUUUGUAUUCUUGGUGUAGGAAAACAUGUCUCCUAUUAAGAAGAAAGUAGUGAUCGUCGGUGACGGCGAGAGUGGUAAGACAUGCCUAUUGCGCGUGUUUUUUGAGGAUAUUUUCCCAGAAGUAUACGUGCCAACUGUGUUUGACUACUAUUCAACUGUGAUCGAAGUUGAAGGGAAAAAGGUGGCGCUCGACCUAUGGGACACUGCUGGUCAAGAGGAUUAUGACAGACUGCGACCACUGUCAUAUGGGGCCGCUGAUGUAGUGAUCAUAUGCUAUUCAAUCGAUACUCCCAAAUCGUUGAUUAACGUAAUUGAUAAAUGGGUGCCGGAAGUGCGGUAUUUUUGCAAGGAAGUGCCGGUGAUAUUGGUUGGCAAUAAGAAGGACCUCCGCGAUAGCCAUCUGCAGGGCAUUGAUCUACCGCAGUCUGACCAGGACAUAGGCAACGCAACCGAAAUCACUGUUGGACAAACGAUUACUGGAAACGACACGCUGACAAGUAUUGAUCUGCCGGGCGAGUCAGAAACAGUCGAACGGUUGCCGGUACAGGCGAAAUCGGAUGGGUACCGUGGCAUGAUAGUAACAAGACAAGAAAACUUCGACGUAUCGGAAAUUGGCCAAAAAAAUAUUAUCAGACAAGAACCAGAAAAAUCAGUAGUUACUACAGAAAAUCACAAUACGGACACACCGAGAAAAACUACCAUUCGGAUACCUGAACAUAAUGUCAUGACAACCAAAGAAAUUGGUCAAUCAGUGGCCGAAGAUAUCAAAGCUUUCGCAUUUUUAGAAUGUUCUUCGAAGACCAAGGAAGGAGUCCGUGAUGUUUUCGUUGCCACAGUGAAGGCGACAAGAAGGACUUCCAAACAUAGUACGCAGUGUAUUUUACUUUAAGCUCAAAAUAAAAUAUAAUACAGGGAUGUAUA